Molecule: messenger RNA, 1338 nt
Organism: Monoraphidium neglectum
Lineage: Eukaryota; Viridiplantae; Chlorophyta; Chlorophyceae; Sphaeropleales; Selenastraceae
Exons: 6
Coding region: 1-1338 (445 amino acids)
Source: RefSeq, a predicted model, not a curated record
AUGUAUGACAUUGGCGAGUGCACGCAAGGGGCGGGCAUGGUGAGGGCGCACUUCCCCCCAGCCAAGUUUCGGGAGACGCUUUUCGAUGCCAACCCCGCAGCCAGCCCCGCUGUCAAUUUGACACGUCUGGGCGCGCGUGACCGCAGAGCCAGCACGGCGAAUCCGCGCGGUGAGGCCCACUUGAAGCAGCAGCAGCAGCAGCAGCAGCAGCAGCAGCAGCAGCAGCAGCAGCAGCAGCAGCAGCAGCUGCUGCCACGUCGCAGGCGCGCCGCCAGCGCCGCGCCGGCGGGCGCCGCGGCGCCGAAAGGGCCGCGCGAGGAGCUGUACAUGAGUGUAUACGCCUCCGACUACCACAAAGCCGGCAGGCCCGAGGACGCGGCGCGCGCGGGGGCGCUGGUGCGCGCGCGGCUCGGGCUGGCCGCGGGCAGCGAGUGGGCUGCGCUCGAGCGGCUGGACGCGGAGCGCGCGGCGGCGGACAGGGCGCGGCGCGCUGAGGCGGCCGCGGCCGCGCGCGUGGCGCAGGAGGAGGUCCUGAGUGUGCAGGUCGCCGCGCACCAGGCGGCCGCGCGGGCGGCGGCGGAGGCGAAGGCACAUGAGCUGCGGGAGGCGCGGCUGCGGGCGGCGGAGUUCGAGGCGGCAGAGGCGCGGCGGGCGGCGGCGGAGGCCGGGAAGCACGCGGCGCUCAGGGCAGACAGGGAUGAGCAGCUCGCGGCCAAUGAGGCGCUGCGGCGGCGCCGCGAAUCCAAGCGCCAGAAGGAGGAAGCUGCCCUGCUGGCCUCCGCGCGCGCCCAACUCGAAGCGGCGCGGGCCGACGCCGCCCGCAAGGCGGCCGCCGCCGCCGAGGCGAUGCGCCGCACGGUCGCAGAGCGCGCGGCGCAGGCGGCGGCACGGCGCGAGGCGGGGGCGCGGCAGAGGCGGGAGGACGAGGAGCUGAUGCGGGAGACGAUCAGGACGCUCGAGGCGCAGGAGCGCGAGCGCGACGCGGCGCUGGCCGCCUUCCACGCGUCGAUCGAGGCGCGUGCUGCCAAGGCCGGCGCGAUCGCCGUGGCGGAGAGCACGGCGCGGGCGGAGCGGGAGGAGCGGCUCAUGCGGGCGGGGGAGGCGCGGGCGCAGGAGGAGGCCGCAGCAAAGGCCGCCAGGGAGGCGUCCAAGAGGGCAGCCAUGGCAGAUGACCUCCGCCGCGCCGCCGAGGCGGCCGCCGCGCGGCGCGCCGCGGAGCGGGAGGCCGCGCUUCAAGAGCAGGCGGCGGCGCGCGCUGACCUGAAGGUAUCCGGAGGACGCGUAGACGGGCCGGCAGCGCGCGGGUGUACGCAGUGCGCUGGCGCCCUGUUUCCCUGA